GGCGGCGGGGCCCCGAGCGCGCGCUCAGUCUUCUCUCGCCGCCGGAGCCCGGGGUGGGGCAGGCCGGGUAUCUCCGCGCCGGCUCUCUGCCGGCCCGGCUGGGAGGAGCUGCCGUCGGAGGGAGCCGCCGGGCCUCCGGGCCGCAUCGCAGUCUUCGGCCCCCGCGGGGUCCCUCUGCCGCGAAGUGAUGGCACCGAGAAGAAAUGAGAAAUACAAACUUCCUGUUCCCCUUCCAGAAGGCCAGAUCCUGGGUGAUACAGAAGGACAGCAGUGGGUGCUGGGCAAAAUGAUUGGCUCCGGAGGAUUUGGAUUGAUCUAUUUGGCUUUCCCCAAAAACAAACCAGAUAAAGAUGCAAGACAUGUAAUAAAAGUAGAAUAUCAAGAAAAUGGCCCAUUAUUUUCAGAACUUAAAUUUUAUCAAAGAGCUGCAAAAACAGACUGUAUCAAAAAAUGGAUAGAACUGAAACAACUUGAUUAUUUAGGAAUUCCUCUGUUUUAUGGCUCUGGUCUUACUGAAUUCAAGGGAAGAAGUUACAGAUUCAUGGUAAUGGAAAGACUAGGAAUAGAUUUGCAGAAGAUCUCAGACCAGAAUGGUACCUUUAAAAAGUCAACUGUCCUGCAGCUAGGUAUCCGAAUGUUGGAUGUACUGGAAUAUAUACAUGAAAAUGAAUAUGUUCAUGGUGACAUAAAAGCAGCGAAUCUACUUUUGGGUUACAAAAAUCCAGAUCGGGUUUAUCUUGCAGAUUAUGGACUUUGCUACAGAUAUUGUCCCAAUGGGAACCACAAACAGUAUCAGGAAAAUCCUAGGAAAUGCCAUAAUGGGACAAUAGAGUUUACAAGCCUGGAUGCCCACAGGGGAGUGGCCCUGUCCAGACGAAGUGACCUUGAAAUCCUCGGCUACUGCCUGCUGCGGUGGUUAUGUGGGAAACUGCCCUGGGAACGGAACCUGAAGGACCCUGUGGCUGUUCAGACUGCCAAAACAAAUCUGUUAGAUGAGCUCCCUGAGUCAGUGCUUAAAUGGGCUCCUUCCGGAAGCAGUUGCUGUGAAAUAGCCCAAUAUUUGGCAUGUGCUCAUAAUUUAGCAUAUGAUGAAAAGCCAAACUAUCAAAUGCUCAAGAAGAUUCUGAACCCAGGUGGAACACCUUUAGGACCACUGGAAUUUUCGACUAAAGGAGAGACUGUAAAUGUGCAUACUCCACACAAUCAAAAAGUUGAUUCGCAAAAGGCUGCAACAAAGGAAGUCAAUCAGAUGCAAAAUAGGUUAAUAGGAAAAAAAGCCGACAGAGAGAGAAGUGCUGAGUCCUGUGCAACAUGGAGAAAAGUGCAAAAAGAGGAGAAGCUGAUUGGAUUGCUUAACAAUGAAACAGCUCAGAUCCAAAAGUACCAAAUCGAACUCACAGAGCCGAAAAAUACACCAGAGAGGUUCAACAGCAGACUAGAUGAAGCAGAAGAAAAGAUCAGUCAACUUGAAGACAAGGCAGUGGAACUCAUCCAAUCAGAGCAGCAAAAAGAAAAAAGAAUGAAAAAAAGGGAAGAUUGCUUAAGGGGUAACAUCAAACAGUCUAACAUUCGCAUUAGAGGGGUCCCAGAAGGAGAAGUGAGAAAGAAAGGGUCAUAAAUCUUGUUUGAAGAAAAUAGCUGAAAACUUCCCUAACUUGGGGUAGGAAAAAGACAUCCAGAUCUGGGAAGCUCAGAGAGUUCCAAAUAAGAUGAAUUCAAAGAGACCCACACCAAGACACAUUAUAAUUAAAAUGUCAAAAGUUAAAGAAAGACAAGAAGAGAGUAUUAAAAGCAGCAAGAGAAAAACUUGUUACAUAGAAAAUCUUCAUCAGACUGUUAGCAGAUUUUUCAGCAGAAACUUUGCAGGCUAGAAGAGAGUGGCACAAUAUAUUCAAAGUGCUGAAAGAAAAAUACUUCCAACCAGGAAUGCUCUAUGUGGCAGUUAUCACUCAGAAUUCAUGGAGAGAUAAAGAGUUUUCCAGACAAGAAAAAGCUAAAGGAGUUCAUCACCAGUAAACUGGCCUUAAAAGGAAGUUUAAAGGGACUCUUUAAGCUGAAAGAGUGCUUGAUAAUUAGUAACAAGAAAACAUAUAAAUCUCACUGGAAAAGUAAAUAUAUAGUUAAGAUAGUGGAUUAAUCAUUUAUAAAUCUAGUAUGCAGGUUAAAAGACAAAAGUAGUAAAAACUAUGAUUACAAUAAUUAGUUAAGGGAUACAAAAGGUGUAAAAUGUGAAGUCAAAAACAUAAAUGUGGGGGGAAAGUAAAAAUGUUGAGCUUUAUUAGGAUCAAAUUGUUAUCAACUUAAAUAGACUAUAGAUAUGUUUUUAUAUGUAAGCCUCAUGGUAAACACAGAGCAAAAACCCAUAGUAAAUACACAAAAAAGACAGAGAAAGGGAAUAUAAGUAUACCACUAAAGGAAGUCAUCAAGACAGAAAGGAAGAUAACAAGAGAAGAAGAAAGGAACAGAAAGGGACUACAAAGCCAGUAAACAACAGAAAGGCAGUUAAGUGCAUACCUAUCAAUAAUUACUUUAAAUGUAAAUAGACUAAAUUCUCCAAUUAAAAGACAGAGUGGCUAAAUGGAUUAAAAAACAAGAUCCAUCUAUAUGUUG
Equus quagga is the source of this 2610-nucleotide messenger RNA. RefSeq names its product VRK serine/threonine kinase 2 (gene VRK2). The record is from RefSeq and is a predicted model, not a curated record. Gene Ontology annotation, cellular component: nucleus; cytoplasm. Gene Ontology annotation, biological process: signal transduction; peptidyl-serine phosphorylation. Gene Ontology annotation, molecular function: protein serine/threonine kinase activity; ATP binding. The transcript has 13 exons. NCBI's taxonomy places the organism in Eukaryota, Metazoa, Chordata, Mammalia, Perissodactyla, Equidae. Bases 188 to 1618 code for a protein of 476 amino acids.